Messenger RNA from Paraglomus brasilianum, 882 nucleotides. Lineage: Eukaryota; Fungi; Glomeromycota; Glomeromycetes; Paraglomerales; Paraglomeraceae. The record is from the annotation of a GenBank genome assembly.
AUGUCAACAAAGCGCUGGAAAACACCAAUCGAUGAAUUAAAGAAUAGACCGUUUCCUAAGACGGCGGGCUGUCUGAUAAUUGGGGAUGAGAUUUUAAACGGCAAGACGCUUGAUACGAACUCGAAUUUCUUUGGUUAUCACAUUGAAGUCUAUGUAAAAACAUGUUUGAAUGAUUCAUUUACAUUCUUGAUAUCAGCCAAGUUCUGUUUUAAUCUUGGGAUUGAUUUGAAGCGGAUCGAGGUCAUUCCGGAUGAUGAAGAGACUAUUGUCGAAGCAGCAAAACGCUUAAGCAGUUCUUACGACAUGGUAGUUACGAGCGGUGGAAUAGGUUCAACUCACGAUGACAUUACCUAUCCAUCUCUCGCUCGCGCAUUUAAUCUCUCUUUAGUCCAUCACCAGCCAACGUUGGACCGAAUGGUAAUAUUUAAAUCCGAACCAAAUGAAGAGGCUGUUAUCGCCCGCAAACGCAUGGCGCUCUUUCCAACGCCCUCAAUCGUUGUCUACCCUCUGGAAGAAUACUGGGUUCCCAUUGUUAUUGUCAAUGAAAACGUUCACAUACUUCCUGGUCUCCCUAGUUUGUUCCAGAGUCUCUUAUCAGAAUAUGCUAAAUAUUUGAAUAGUGUAGAGGAUAAUGGCUUUGUGAGAACUUUUGUGAAAGCCACCCAGCAAGAAUCUUUUAUUGCUCCUGUUCUUAGCAGAGUUCAGGAGGACGUGAAGGGGAUGGAUGUAAAGGUGGGUAGUUAUCCAAAAUGGAAGGGCAGUAGGCGGUGGGUUAUCGUUAGUUUUCUGACAAGAAGAAAGCAAAAAGAGCUUGUCGAAAGAUUGGCAAAAGAAGUUGCGAAGGAGAUUAAUGGAGUUGUUGUUGAUAGUUCGGAUGAUUGA